AUGAAGUCGAAUAUUGACAAGGACUUGUUACGGGAGAGAGAGAAAUGUACAUUUGAUAUACAAGAAUUGGUACAUAUCAUUGAUGGCGGGAAAGACAAGACGUUGAUGAGAAAAAGUAUAGAAGAUUUGGUUUUAAGUAUCAAAGAAUUGAAGGAUGAAGUACCCGAAGACUACCUCAGUCACGCGGAGAAAUAUGAGAACGCAAUCCGGAAGGGGUGCAUCCUCUUCGAUAUGUAUUUUUACCUCACAAAAAAUAAUACUAAAUUGGACAAUUCUCCGUCAAAUGUUUAUAGGAUCCACGAAGGUAUCUUGAAACAAGUCAAUCCAUUUAUAUUACAUUUCGGCUUGUUUAUGCCAACAAUUAUGAGUCAGGCGUCUGAGGAACAACAGGCAAAAUGGUUGAAGAAAAAUUCUAGAAUGAUUGGCACGUAUGCUCAGACAGAGCUUGGUCAUGGUUCGUUUCUAAGAGGUCUAGAAACAACCGCUACGUUUGAUCCUGAAAAAGAUGAGUUUAUAAUAAAUAGUCCUGCGAUAACAUCGUAUAAAUUUUGGCCCGGUGGAUUGGGUCAUACAGUUAACGCAACAAUUGUAAUGGCACAACUUUACAUAAAAGAAAAGUGUCUCGGCACUCAUCUUUUCCUCGUGCAAAUCCGUGAUUUUGAAACUCACAAGCCUCUACCCGGUAUAAAAGUUGGUGAAAUAGGACCUAAAAUGAGUUUUAAUACUGCUAAUAAUGGUUUCCUUGGUUUUAAUAACGUAAGGAUACCAAGGGAAAAUAUGCUCAUGAAAAAUUCUCAAGUAUUAAGAGACGGUACAUACAUUAAAUCUAAGAAUGCCAAGCUGACGUACGGUUCUAUGGUGAUGCUUCGAGUACAGAUCAUCUCAGACGUCGCCUACGAGGUGGCCAGAGCUGUGACCAUAGCGGUCCGGUAUUCGGCCGUGAGACAUCAGUCCCUGUUGAAGGAAGGAGAGCCCGAGCCGCAAGUUCUGGACUACGUGACGCAGCAACACAAGCUGUUUAUCUCGAUAGCGUCGAGCCACGCCUGCAGGGUCGUCGGACAGUGGGUGUGGAAACGUUACACGAAGGUCAUCGCUCAGAUAGGGGAAGGGAACUUGAGUGAGUUACCAGAGCUGCACGCGCUGACGUGCUGCCUGAAGGCGGCGUGCUCGCGCGACGGGCUGGCGCUGGUGGAGAGCUGCCGCCUGGCGUGCGGCGGGCACGGCUACCUGCUGUCGUCCAACCUGCCCAACCUCUACGGCAUCGCGGCCGCCGCCGUCACCUACGAGGGCGAGCACACCGUCGUGCUGCUGCAGACCGCCAGAUUUCUGGCAAAGGCCUGGAACGGUGCCGUGAAUGGUAAAAAAUUACCACCAACUUUAGCUUUCCUAGCAGAUUACUGUAACAAAAACGUGCAAUCUUGGAGCGAUUGUUCAGAAGGGAUAGUAGAAGGAUUUAAAGCUAUUGCAGCAGGGAAACUAAAAGCAGCUUGUGAUUCAAUUCAAGCUCAUCUCAAUAAGGGGCGGCAGUUCGAAGACGCUUGGAAUUUGUGCUCAGUUCAAUUGAUUAUUGCAAGUGAGGCAUUUGCUCGUUAUCUACUUUGUGAUAUAUUUUGGAAGGAAACUCAAAAUAUGGUUAAGUCAGUUUCCAAAAACUUGGCCGUUGUUUUGCAACAGCUGGUAGAAUUGUAUCUAGUAUACUGGGCCUUAGAAAAGCGUGGUGAUCUACUGAUGUAUACGAUGAUAUCGAAGGAUAAUAUAGAACUACUGCAGGCGCGCUACGAAGAACUGCUGGGUUUGAUCCGACCUAACGCUGUUCCACUCGUCGACGCCUUCGAUAUAAGGGACGAGAUCCUUUGCUCAACAUUGGGUUCUUACGACGGACGAGUAUAUGAGAGACUGAUGGAAGAUGCUUCAAAGAGCCCUCUCAACAAACAAGACGUCCACGAUUCCUUCCACAAAUAUAUCAAGCCUUUGAUGAUAAAACACAAGUUGUAAAAUGACCGUGAAAGUUAUUUUUCAUUCUAUACAUUUUCAUUUAUACGUACAUAAAGAGUAAGCUUAGGCAUAAGGCAGACUGUCCUAGUUGGUUGGUCUAUGUAUAAAAAUGGAUGUUUAUUAUCAAUAUAAUGUGUCUAGGAAUAUUGUUGGUGGAUUUUCCGAAUAAAUUUUUCAGAUAUUGUUGAUCUUUCUAAUUAAAAACUCAGAUAUUAUUAGUAGGUAUUCCGAAUCAAAUAUAAUUAUUGGAUAUUUUUACGGUUUUUAGUUCGUAAUUUCGCACUUGAUAUAUAUACAUGAUCCUGAAACUGUUUGACAUUUUAAAAGAAAAUUUAAAAGAAAGCCG
Melitaea cinxia (Glanville fritillary) is the source of this 2341-nucleotide messenger RNA. RefSeq names its product probable peroxisomal acyl-coenzyme A oxidase 1. The transcript is spliced from 13 exons. Bases 1 to 1995 code for a protein of 664 amino acids. Lineage: Eukaryota; Metazoa; Arthropoda; Insecta; Lepidoptera; Nymphalidae. The record is from RefSeq and is a predicted model, not a curated record. Gene Ontology annotation, biological process: lipid homeostasis; fatty acid beta-oxidation using acyl-CoA oxidase. Gene Ontology annotation, molecular function: fatty acid binding; acyl-CoA oxidase activity; FAD binding. Gene Ontology annotation, cellular component: peroxisome.